Molecule: messenger RNA, 909 nt
Organism: Purpureocillium takamizusanense
Lineage: Eukaryota; Fungi; Ascomycota; Sordariomycetes; Hypocreales; Ophiocordycipitaceae
Exons: 2
Coding region: 1-909 (302 amino acids)
Molecular function (GO): protein binding
Source: RefSeq, a predicted model, not a curated record
AUGGGGUCCUCAGCCGCCGACGGCACCAAGCUGCCCACGGCCCAAGACGCGGCCGAGGCAGAGACGAGCAGAUUCACCCCCGAGGAAGAAGCGGCGUUGCUCAAAGAGUCUCGCGAUAUCAAGGCCGACGCCAACGCCCUCUUCACGUCUCAAGACUAUCACAAUGCCCUCUCCAGAUAUGAUGAUGCCAUAGCUACUUGCCCCAAGUACCUGCACUACGAACGCGCCGUGCUGCAGAGCAACAUAGCUGCCUGCCACCUCAAGUUGGACGAGUGGAAGGGCGCCAUCAAAGUUGCCACGGCCGCUUUGGAUAGUCUCACCGAGUUUGAGAAACAAGACCCGGAGCUCUCACCUGCGAAGACUGAGGAAGGCUCAGAUUCGAGGGAGAAGAAUGAAACAGCCAGCGACACCCCAGCGCCUACGCAAACCAAGACAAACGAUGCUAGCGAAGACGCCGAGGAAGAAAUCAUCAGCUCCGGCGCUUUGAAAUCAGCGCCCGCACCUCCGAGCCCCCGACCCGACUCCGUGUCCAGCCUUGAGCAGAAGAAAGCCGAUGUCCUCCGCAUUCGCACCAAGGCGCUCCUACGCCGUGCUCGCGCCCGCUCCGAAGCAGGCGGGUGGCAGAACCUCGCCGGCGCCGAAGAGGACUAUCGCACGCUCUCCGGCAUGCCCGGUCUGGGCCCUGCUGACUUGCGCACCGUUCGCGCGCAGCUCGCGGCCCUGCCCCCGAGAACAAAGGCCGCUCAAGAGGCCGAGAUGGCCGAGAUGUGGGGGAAGCUUCGCAACUUGGGCGACGGGAUCCUCAAGCCCUUUGGUCUGAGCACCAACAACUUUCAGAUGGUCAAGGAUGAGAAUACUGGGGGUUACAGUCUCAAUUUCUCGCAAGGCGGAGGCUCAUCAUCGUCAUGA